AUGGAAACUCCUUCUGCGACUCAACCUCCGUACUUCUAUAUUCUAGAUGAGGGGGAAUUUGCUCCUCAAGACACAAACUUGAACAAUUUGCCUGAUAUUCCUUACAUAACGGAUUCGUUCGAGGCCGAUCCGUUAAUUGCUGCCGUCCCAGACGAUGUAUCGUCAUAUUUCCCACACGAGACACUCAUUCAUCCAGACGCCACUACCUCGGUUGUCCAGGAUGAUCACGUCCCGCCAGCUCUGACAGACAUCGAUGCUGGGACAUAUAUCGAGAACUAUGUGUACAGCGGCUCUGGACAACAUAGGGGUUCCAAUGAUUGGUCGAUUCAAAACGGUCUUCCGGUGGGAUGGAUAAAUAAACAAUCUGAACCCGUAUCCCCCGAAUUGCCGGAUCUUUUCGCGACGAGUACGGACCCAACCUCCGGUCUCAGAAAGAGCGGAGAAGAAGAGCCAAGAUCUGCACCACCAGAGAGGCAACGGUGCAGGUCUAAACGAAGUCUUCCCCGCCGUAGAAGCAGAUAUUUCAUCGACAGGUCCGGGAAGCAGGCCAGUCCGAUAGCCAUUCCAUCAGGUGCCAGCACUCCGGAUCCCCUGCGGCGCUGGCAAGAGUCUCCUCCUGAAGAAGAACCAGCUUCGUUGCCUGCCAUUAAAGACGCGGUCCAGGGUUCGUUAUCCGAGCAGUCCACUGGUAUCCCUGACCGAGACGUCGCCAAUGCUUUCCGGAAUUACCGUCGGCCAGCAUCCCGAGCUGGCUCUACAACGAGCGCUGGAAGUGCUACCAGUGUGUCUUCUCGACAAUCAGGGACCUCUAGCAGCAGCCACAAGACACCUGAGAAAAAAACAGGUCGCGUCCGCAAGACACGUCAAGCGAAGAAAGACAAAACACAGUCAGCGGAUGACAUUCGUCCGUUCUGCUGCACGUUUUGCUGCGACAAAUUCAAAAGCAAGUAUGACUGGAUGCGGCACGAGAAGUCACUUCAUCUGAAUCUCGAAAAUUGGAUCUGCGCUCCAUAUGGAGGAACUGUUCUCCUGCCCUCGACAAACCGCGUACACUGUGCAUAUUGUAACCAGCUUGAUCCAACUACUGAGCACCUCAAUCAACAUAAUCAUGGGGCAUGUGACGGCCAACAGCGCAGCUUCCGACGAAAAGAUCAUCUUGUUCAACAUCUUCGUCUUUUCCACAGACUUGAAACACUCCCAUUAAUCGAUGGCUGGAAAACGGAAACAACCAAUUUCACUUCCCGCUGCGGAUUCUGCGAUCGUCAAGUGUCCAACUGGCCUGAACGGUACAAACACCUUGCAGGUCAUUUCCGCAGCGGCUUGACGAUGGCUGACUGGAAAGGUGAUCAUGAAUUCCCCGACUCGAUUGCAGCCAAGGUCACAUGUGCUGUGCCACCAUACUUGAUAGACCUAGAAUCACGAACGGUGGUGCCUUUUUCCGCGACUAAUAGCCAGGCGAAAGACCAUUUUUCUCAGAUGCUUUCACGGGCUUCCUUCCACCAUGAUGCUGAUACCAGCACCAACACUAGCCAAUGGCAAACAAAAAACAAGUCAGACUUACCAGCUUUACUUGAGCAACUCCAAGUGCAAGAUUCGCCUCUUAAUUCUUACACCCAGAUUUUGACACUCCAUUUAAGUCAUUAUGCGCAGGAGCAGAUACGUCUUGGUAUCGUUCCUACGGAUGAAAUGUUCCAGCAGGAAGCGAGGCAUUUAUUCUAUGAUUGUGAUGAUCCAUGGAAUCAAACCAUUGCGGAUCAUCCACAGUGGCUGGCUGCUUUUCGAGAGCAGCAAUGUCACCAUGGCUCUGUUGGGCUUACAGACCAUACAACGUCCAAUCCAUCUUAG
Aspergillus ruber CBS 135680 is the source of this 1845-nucleotide messenger RNA. RefSeq lists its product as uncharacterized. Bases 1 to 1845 code for a protein of 614 amino acids. NCBI's taxonomy places the organism in Eukaryota, Fungi, Ascomycota, Eurotiomycetes, Eurotiales, Aspergillaceae. The record is from RefSeq and is a predicted model, not a curated record. The transcript has 2 exons.